AGUAACGCGAGCGGCCUCACCCGACACACCGACAACACGGCGCACAUCACAGGGACGCAACAGGCACGCCACAGGUACAUCUCAGUUUUCAAAAUGGCUGAGAUGGAUAUCGCUUCCUUUUCUUCCGAAGUUAAUUCCUGUUCCAAACUACAGAAGGAACUGGCUACGGAACUACGUGACUUUGCUGAAAACCUCAAGUCUAAACAGAGAAAAGUUGACAUCGCAAAACUCACUUCCUCAAAUGCGGGUCUCGUUGGCGGAGGUCUUGCAAUCGCAGGCUUGGCUCUGGCACCCGUCACUGCAGGGGUCUCAUUGGGCCUGACCAUAGCAGGGGGCGUGGUUGGGGGAGGGGGUGCCGUGUCGGGUAUAUCGUCCAUGAUUGUUAACUAUCGCAUCACCAAGAACGCAGAAAAACAUUUAUCGCAAAAGCUUCAUGAUUAUGCGGAAAUGUCAGAAGAUAUAAACACAAAAUUGAAUAAAUUAAUAAAAACAUUACAAGAACCAGAGAGGAUUAUUCUGCAAGGUCAUAUUGAAAAGAGUAACUUUAUCAACAUGAACACGAAGAAGGAUAUCAUUGGAAUGAUCAGAAACGCUAAUAAAAAGUCACUUCCGCUGGCUCUUGCAGGCAAGGGAAAAACAGUUUUCAAAUCAAUCGACGUCGUCGUUGACUCUGUGAUCAAGGCCGUUAGAAUUAGCAAGGCAACGAAACGUGCUGUUGAUGUUGUAGGGGGAAUUGCAGCUGGUGCCGAGAUGUCUUCCAGAGUUGCUAGUGCCGGAAAGUCUGUAGGAACGGCAGCUGAAGCAGGCACUGAAGUCACUUCCGCUGCUGGGAGGGCUGCCACCGCCGGAAAGGUUGCAGCGUCCGGCGUCAAGGUCGGGGGUGUGGUUCUUGCCGCUGCCGGAGUGGCAGUAGAUCUCGGGUCGAUUAUUUAUUACAGUCGUAAAAUACACAAAAACGAACCCUCAAAGAAUGUUGAGAACAUCUUGAAAGUGGCUGAUUGUCUUGAUGACAAAGAAUAAGGGAAGGAAUUGUCACAAUCCCAUUUCACACAACAGUAAUAUGUAAAUAUGAUUUGAUUUGUUCAAAGUUUAUGUAUAGAAAGAAUCAGCUGUGGGCGGUGGCAAGAUUCAGCCAUAUUUAUGUACGCUUUAUUUGAAUAAACACUAUCCCGUUGGGAAUAUAACACAAAGAAAGAUCCUACUGAUGAGCUUCAUCGCACAACGGUAUUCACAUACCCUAUUCGGUUGACAUAUUCACUCGUAUUUUACUAUUCUAUGGUAUUGCCACUCCUAGGUUAAUGCAUGAGUUAGUGAGUGAGUGAGCGAGUGAUGAUUGGUUUAUAUCAAAAUUCCAGAAACACGUGGAGGACAACAACAAUUGACUUCUACAGUUGUACAUAUCUCGAGAAUUGAAUGCGUGUGGUCGGCGUUUGACGUAUUAAGUAUAAAGACAUUGCAAAAUAGUAUUGAGAAAUGUGUUUCUUAUUUACCAAGAUCUUUAAGCGUUGCUUCGUCAAUAGUUU
This is a messenger RNA of Haliotis rufescens (red abalone), 1523 nucleotides long. Its product is annotated as apolipoprotein L3-like. The coding region runs from base 94 to 1020 and encodes 308 amino acids. Gene Ontology annotation, molecular function: lipid binding. NCBI's taxonomy places the organism in Eukaryota, Metazoa, Mollusca, Gastropoda, Lepetellida, Haliotidae. The record is from RefSeq and is a predicted model, not a curated record. Gene Ontology annotation, biological process: lipoprotein metabolic process; lipid transport. Gene Ontology annotation, cellular component: membrane; extracellular region. The transcript has 2 exons.